Molecule: messenger RNA, 607 nt
Organism: Impatiens glandulifera
Lineage: Eukaryota; Viridiplantae; Streptophyta; Magnoliopsida; Ericales; Balsaminaceae
Product: 60S acidic ribosomal protein P2-2-like
Exons: 4
Coding region: 110-451 (113 amino acids)
Biological process (GO): cytoplasmic translational elongation
Cellular component (GO): cytosolic large ribosomal subunit; ribosome
Molecular function (GO): structural constituent of ribosome
Source: RefSeq, a predicted model, not a curated record
GAGUACCCUUUAUAUAUAUAUGAAACCCUAAUUCACAAAUUCUCUCUUCGAUCUCAUUCUACUUUCCAUUUCUCUCCUGCCCAAAGCAGAGCAUCAUUUCCAGUGAAAAAUGAAGGUUAUCGCUGCUUAUUUGCUCGCUGUCUUGGGAGGCAACUCCAGCCCAGCCUCUGACGAUCUGAAGACUAUUCUUCGUUCAGUUGGAGUUGAGGUUGAAGAUGAACAAAUUGAGUUGCUCCUAACUCAAGUUAAGGGAAAAGAUAUCACUGAACUGAUUGCUGCUGGACGGGAGAAGUUAGCCUCGGUUCCUUCAGGUGGAGGUGGUGCUGCUGUUGCGGUUUCUGCUGGCGGUGGUGGUGCUUCAGCUGCUGCACCUGCUGCAGAAAAGAAAGAAGAAAAGGUGGUGGAGAAAGAGGAGUCUGAUGAUGAUAUGGGUUUCAGUUUAUUUGAUUAAGUGAAGAUUAAUUCUAAGUUAGUUUGUUUAUUUUCGUUUUUUUGGAACUUUUAUCGCCCCGACUUUUUGAGCAUUCUUCUAUUUAUAGACUAAUACUGGAUGUAGUUCCCUGAAAAUUUUCAAUAGUAAUUCCACAAAUUUGUGGUUACCUUUGCA